This is a messenger RNA of Pangasianodon hypophthalmus (striped catfish), 787 nucleotides long. RefSeq names its product mitochondrial ribosomal protein S33 (gene mrps33). Gene Ontology annotation, cellular component: mitochondrion. The transcript is spliced from 4 exons. Bases 211 to 576 code for a protein of 121 amino acids. The record is from RefSeq and is a predicted model, not a curated record. Lineage: Eukaryota; Metazoa; Chordata; Actinopteri; Siluriformes; Pangasiidae.
CAAUCCCCUUUCACACGGGAGAUGCUUAUAGCCUAGCAUUACGUUAAAGGUUAGCUCCUUAGCACGUAGUAAGUUUGUUUAAGCGAAUGUAGUCACACAGUGCUAUGUCUCCAUUAUAAACUUUUAUCAUCCGUUGUUUGGAUUUUAUCUCGGAGUAAGCUGUUCCGGGGUUUAUUGAACGGGAUCAACUGAACCCCAAGACAACAACAAAUGGAACAGGUCAAGGAGUUGGAGGCAUCAGGUACCGAAAUAGUCAUGGCGAAUUUGUCCAAUUAUGCCGUACGCAUGGCUCGCCUCAGCGCCCGCAUCUUUGGUGACGUGGUGCGGCCUACAGACUCCAAAUCCAUGAAAGUGGUGCAGCUGUUCAAAGAGCCUCCUAUGGCACAGAAGAAAGAGGUGUAUGACUGGUACCCUCAGCACAAGAUCUACUAUUCCCUGACCCAGAAACUCCGGUACAUGGGCCUCUUCAGAGAUGAGCACCAGGACUUCAAGGAAGAGAUGCGGCGUCUCAGGAAGCUGCGCGGAAAAGGAAAGCCCAAAAAAGGAGAAGGAAAGAGAGCCAUGAAGAAAAAGUAGGCAAGAAGAUGCUGCAUUUAAGGGCCACUUUUUCAGGAGUCUUGAAUUCCUGCAUAUCUCAGAGGACGUUCAUGUGUUUGGAUGCAGUGACUGUCCCAUUCUGCUGCUACAGAGAAUGCAGAGAUGUGAAUCCUCGGCCGACAGUGGAGAAAAUUCACGUCUUGAGUGUUACUCAUUUUUUUCUGGAUUAAAAUAUUCACUUUGAUAUAAA